Exophiala mesophila is the source of this 3278-nucleotide messenger RNA. RefSeq lists its product as uncharacterized. The record is from RefSeq and is a predicted model, not a curated record. The coding region runs from base 604 to 2604 and encodes 666 amino acids. Gene Ontology annotation, molecular function: protein binding. Lineage: Eukaryota; Fungi; Ascomycota; Eurotiomycetes; Chaetothyriales; Herpotrichiellaceae. The transcript is spliced from 2 exons.
ACAGAGGUUGUCCAGACUUUGAAUUGCGUUGGCAUUAUUCGAGGACGUACCAUUCGGUUCGAAGACAAGAGAUCCCCAGACACUUUACACGAAGACUGUAGACGCGGAGCUUCACAAAGGAUCUCUUUAGAGAUACCUAACUACCUUACCUACGCCAUCAAGUAACAAGUAAGGAGAACUGAUCUCAGACUCUCCGUGCCCACACUCCCUUCUCUUGUUGGUUCUCCGCUGCCUUUGACCUCGACACCCUCUGCCUGCUCGACGCUAUCCCAUUUUCAUCAUCUCACAUUCUUUUCAUACUCCCCUCCACUUCGUCUUACCAUUUCUCCUACGUAUCCUCACUCACUUAGACCGUCUCUCCAAUCAACUUUGACCUAGCUGGGCACACGCUCGCAUUCCUAUCCUUAACACCAACCCAUACUGCCAACCCUUACGUUGUUCAACUCAUCAUCCCUCCCACACUUUCCCUAGUGACCGCACCAACAACCAACACGCAAUAGCCUAGUUGUUACUCCUGUUCGUUUGACCUACAACCUCUCUACCAACGUCCAGCGACGUUUGUGCCACAUGUAUCUGCGGUGAAGAUCACACAGCCUUUGCACCAUGGCCGAGGCCACGAUCCAUCCACUUCCACCUACUCCUCCCGCUCCAAUCUACUCGCCUCCGUUGAGGACCGACAGCCCUCGCAUUGUCGAACCCCGACCUGAGCAAGACGCCUAUAGGCCUCCCUCUACAUCCUCCCGCGAUCACUAUGCUAUGAAUCGUCCACUACAAUCCCCCGAGGCCGCCGUGCCCAGGAUCCCAGACCCUGCAGCCCCGAACAGGACUCUCACACCCCAGUCUGUCACUCUUCCAGAUCCUCAGAGACUAUCACCUACACCCGGGGCUAUGCGGGGACGACCUGUUAGCGGACAGCUACACGCCAAUGUCACCCCCGACCACAGGAGAGUGGCUUCGGAGAACAUUACCCCAAGAGAAGACAUAGAGUUGACUCCCUAUCAGCGAUCCAUGAGACAUGUCUCAACCUCCGCCCUAGAACCUGAGGGACCCUCGGACAAUUUUGAGCCAUUGCGCUAUCAUCAUAUGGCCUUAGACGAGGCUGAACUCAGCAAACGGGCCUCGAGGUUAACCGUUGGUACCGACGGCUCCGGCCGCGUCGACAGUCCCCACCAGAACACAUACGGCCAGCAUAUUCCACGUCCAACUUCCUCCUACUCGAAUGCCUCUGACGCCCGCGGCCGCACUCAUUCUCCCCAUCAGGCUUCGCCGGGCCGACCAGUUUCACGUCUGUCCAGAUCGCCAGAUACACGACCUAUCUCAUAUGUGGAUCUACUCAAUGUUCCCUACCCACAGCCCGCCCCAAGCGGCGCGGAAAACUUGGUGAACUCGGGCUUACGGACCGUCAUUGGCAACAAUGCCUCGUUAAUGUCCACCAGGAAAACCCUCGACAUGUAUCGAGCCAACGUGAAGAAGACUAGUGAUCCGGCGGUUCAGUAUGAAUUUGCCCUCUUCAUGAUCAGCGCCGCACAGGAGGAAGGGCUCGACGCGGAUGGGGCAUCUGAUUCCGCCCUGUCCGACAGAUCGCAGACGGCAGUCCGGGAGGACCUUCUCAAGGAAGCGAAACACAUCUUGCAGAAGCUGUCGGACCGAUCAUAUCCCUUUGCUCAGUAUUACCUCGCCGAUGGCUACGCCUCAGGUCUCUUCAACAAGGGCCGGGAAGACUGGGAUCGGGCCUUUCCUCUCUUCUUGGCUGCCUCUAAACACGGUCACGCAGAGGCAGGCUACCGCACCGCCCUGUGUUACGAGUUCGGUUGGGGAUGCCGUGUUGAUGCUGCCAAGGCAGUUCAGUUCUACCAACACGCUGCCAGCAAAAAUCACCCCGGAGCCAUGCUGCGGCUAGGACGAGGCUGUCUGACUGGUGACAUGGGCCUCACGAAGCGGUAUCGUGAAGGGCUUCGUUGGCUCAAAAGGGCCUCGGAAUCGGCCGACUUUCAAUAUAAUCAGGCCCCUUAUGACCUGGCCUGCUUGCACGAGACUGGUUUUGGCCCGGACGUGUUCAAGGAUGAAACUUAUGCGGCUCAACUAUACACCAAAGCUGCUGACCUGGGCCACGUCGAGGCCAACUAUCGCUUAGGUGAGGCAUACGAGUACGGCCACCUAGGAUGCCCCAAGGAUGCCGCACUCAGCAUCCAUUUCUACACCGGGGCUGCCGAGCGUGGCCACGCACCUUCGCAGAUGGCUUUGUGCGCGUGGUACAUGAUCGGGGUGCCAGGACUUCUAGAAAAGGAUGAGACCGAAGCCUACGAAUGGGCGAACCGAGCCGCACAGCAGGGUCUGGCUAAGGCACAAUACACACUUGGCUACUUCACGGAGAUGGGCAUAGGAUGCCGUCGAGAUCCUCUUGAAGCCAAUGUCAUGUAUGUGGCCGCGGCAGAUCAGGGCGAGGAAAGAGCAAAACAUCGAAUUGCUGCAAUUCGUGCUGCAUCAGUUGGAGCGGACCCUCUGACGGCUGCUGCGCACAGAGGUGCAUUAACCGAUAGCAGAACCGGCGGCAAUAUUGGACCUCAGGAAAGUGAGAAAAAGAAAAAGUUUGGGAUUUUUUGAGACGAUCAUGUUAGCGAAGCAUUGUGCAUUCACCGGCGUUGGCCUAUAGACGAUACAGGUCGGGAGUCGUUGUCUUCGACACCCGAUUGUCUUGUCGAUGACUUGUCGAAACAACAUCCCCCAGUCGUGGUCCAUGGUGAAACGACUUGGAUGUGGCCGUGUUGACAGUGGAAUCUCGAAUGAGCAAGGGGGUAAUUUGCAUUGCGAUAGCAUCAGGGACAUCUUGACGAAAGCAUGUCACGGCGGAACAAGACUUUGGGAGGAUUCACGACAGCGACGAAGUUGGUUAAAGUUACCAGUGUUCUACUUAUUGAGGUGCAGAUGUUGGAUGGCGCUAGGAUUGCUUUGGAUAUCUUGGUAGAGCUUUGAUCCGGACAAGAGGCGGAGUCGAUCCACGAGACAACUUCAAUAAUUGACCUGAGUAGCAUCAUGUCGAACCAUGAGCGAACACACCAUGAGGUUGAGGCCGUGCUACAGGUUCAGCAGCUGAGAGGGAAAAUCAGACAGACGCAUUCUGUUGCCUACCUUGAACUCCAGUGGCACACGUGAUAGUGAUGGUGAUGUGUGCGUGUGCCUGCCGUUUAUACAAAACCAAUCAUUAUCAUUGUGCAAGUGCAAGCAUUGUAUGGCCCCUUGGACCUUCCUCUUUACAUGCAAGGAAAAUUCCUCAUCUC